Messenger RNA from Linum tenue, 321 nucleotides. Lineage: Eukaryota; Viridiplantae; Streptophyta; Magnoliopsida; Malpighiales; Linaceae. The record is from the annotation of a GenBank genome assembly.
CGGACCCGCGCGAGUCUUGUGCAGGCUCGCAUUGGCCUAUUUCUUUACCCUUAUCUCCUCAUUCCCCAACCUCCCGCAGUAGACCACCACCACCAACACACCUCUCCCGCCCCAAAACCUACGCUGCGCCGUGCCGCCGCCCUGCGAGCCCGCUCCAAAACACCGCGUCUCAAGCCUGUCUCAUGCGAGUUGGUCUCUAUGACUGGUUGUAUUGAUGCAUCUUUGAUCACUACUCUCGUAGAGCGUUGGCGUCCUGAUACAUCGACCUUCCACAUGCCGGUUGGUGAGGUUACGAUUACUCUUGAGGACGUUGCACACUGA